AUGCACACGGCACACCUCGCAGGAACAACGUACAGCGGAGCAUCGUACUGCAUUCUCGAGCCGGGCAAGAAGCCGCGCAUCGAGGACUGCCGCGCAUACCCAGGGCAGGCCAUGCUGAUGUCUGUCGCGCGCUCAGCAAAGGUGCCGUCGGUCGUGACAUACGACGCCGCGGGCAAUGCGCGCUUCUUUGGUGCCGAGGCAGAGGGGCCAGACGCAGAUCUCGUGCUCGACGAGGGCGGCGCGCAGAUUCGCUGGUGGAAGCUGCAUCUCAAGCCGGCACAUCUGCACGUCAUUCUCGCAGGCGACUCCAACGAGAGCACGGACCAGCUGGAUCUCGACCCCCUGCCCGAGGGUGUUACGCCCGAGCAGGUCUGCAGUGCCUUUCUGGCGUACAUCAUCCGCUGUGUCGGCGCAUAUAUCUUCUCGCGCCUGCACAACGGUGCAGAGGUGCUGCAGACGCUGGGACAGAACACGUCGUACAUCAUCACGACGCCGUGUGGCUGGGAGCUGGCGCAGCAGCAGGUGCUGCGGCAGGCGUGCAUCAACGCACAGCUCAUCCCGCCGGAGCGCAGCGAUGCGAUUCGCUUCGUCACCGAGGCCGAGGCGUCGAUCAACUACUGUGCCAUGUCGGCCGCCGGCGACUGGCUGGACCGGCCCGGCUCGCAUCUCAUCGUCCUCGAUGCGGGCGGCGGAACGAUUGAUAUUACAACAUACGAGGUCACGAGCGUGUGGCCCGCGAUAGAGUGCCGCGAGGUGGGCGUGAGCGAUUGCAUCAUCGGCGGCAGCGCCACGGUGGAUCACCGCGCCAUGCUCCUGAUCCAGGACCGGCUGAGGGGCACGCGCUGGGACAAUUUUGAGGACCUGCGGCACCUGCGCCAGGCCUUCUCGGAGGGCAUCAAGCAAUCCUUUGCGCGCGCCGACGUCGAGCAGAUCCUGCUGCCGAUUGGCUCGUCGUCGGAGUCCGACGCCAACAUUGGGCUGCGGCGUGGCAAGCUCAUCUUCACGGGCAAGGAGAUUGCCGAUCUGUUCGAGCCGAGCAUCAAGGCAACGGUUGAGUCGAUCGAGCGGCGGGUGGCGCAGUGCGGCGGCGCCGGCAACGGGCCAAUCACCGUCGCGGCUGUCGGCGGCUUCAGCGAGAGCGAGUACUACCGCAACGAGGUGCAGCGCCGUCUGGGGCCGAGCGUGCAGCUCACAAAGCCCGACGAGAGCACUGCCAAGGCCGUCGCUUCGGGCUCGCUGGUGUGGCUCAUCGACGGCGUCGUCUCCUCGCGUGUCUCGCGCCUCGACUACGGCAUCAAGUGCGCCACGGUGUACAAGCCCGAGAAGGCGGCACACGCGGCGCGGCGCGCACAGGUGUACAGCGGCGUCGAUGGCACACAGCACUUGUCGGGUGCCUUUGGCUGCGUGCUGCGCAAGGGCACGAGCGGCAGGGACGACGAGGAGCACAUCUCGCCCUUUGUCCUGACGUGGAUCCAGGGCGUGCCGUGCACAGCCAACAUCUCGCUCUUUGUGUACCGUGGAGAGGAGGAGCAUCCAGAGGUGAGCAGCGCAGAGCCGUUACUGUACCGUCGCUGCAUGGCUGACGCUCGCGCGGCUCAGUUUGUCGACGAGGCGGGCUUCGAGCAGCUUGCGACGUUCAUCAUCGAGUGCGUGGCGCAGAGAGGCGCACGCUCUGCCUCUUCGCGUGCUGACACCUGCACACCCAGCAUGGAGCCGUUCCGCCCCUUGCUCAAGCUGUGCAAGUCGAGCGACGGCGGCGAGUACAUCCGCGCCGGUGCGUAUGCUGCGUUCCUGCUGCUGUGCCCUCGCCUCGGCUGA
Molecule: messenger RNA, 1818 nt
Organism: Tilletiopsis washingtonensis
Lineage: Eukaryota; Fungi; Basidiomycota; Exobasidiomycetes; Entylomatales
Exons: 9
Coding region: 1-1818 (605 amino acids)
Source: RefSeq, a predicted model, not a curated record